This is a messenger RNA of Gossypium raimondii (Peruvian cotton), 676 nucleotides long. RefSeq names its product 60S ribosomal protein L27a-3. Gene Ontology annotation, cellular component: ribosome; cytosolic large ribosomal subunit. The transcript has a single exon. Bases 75 to 515 code for a protein of 146 amino acids. Gene Ontology annotation, molecular function: structural constituent of ribosome. NCBI's taxonomy places the organism in Eukaryota, Viridiplantae, Streptophyta, Magnoliopsida, Malvales, Malvaceae. Gene Ontology annotation, biological process: translation. The record is from RefSeq and is a predicted model, not a curated record.
CUAACUCUCAUUGUCUCCCAUCUCUGCCGCCUACGAACACUCGGCCUCUCCCAGAUCUACACCAACCUCCCAAAAUGACAACCCGCUUCAAGAAGAACCGCAAGAAGCGCGGCCAUGUGAGCGCCGGUCACGGUCGUAUCGGGAAGCACAGGAAGCACCCCGGGGGUCGCGGUAACGCUGGAGGCAUGCACCACCACAGGAUCCUCUUCGACAAGUACCAUCCUGGUUAUUUCGGUAAGGUUGGUAUGAGGUACUUCCACAGGCUCCGUAACAAGUUCCAUUGCCCCAUCGUCAACAUCGACAAGCUCUGGUCUCUUAUCCCGGAGGACGUGAAAGCCAAGGCCACCAAGGAUGCCGCUCCGAUGAUCGACGUGACACAGUUCGGGUACUUUAAAGUCCUCGGAAAAGGUGUUUUGCCGGAGAACCAACCGGUGGUCGUCAAGGCUAAGUUGGUGUCGAAGACCGCUGAGAAGAAAAUUAAGGAGGCUGGUGGUGCUGUUGUGCUCACCGCAUAGGUUAGGGAUCUUGGUUUUAUUGGAUCUGAAUGACAUUUCUGUUAGAUUAUUGUUAUGUUUCGUUUUUUUUUUUGAGUUAAACUUGAAAUGAGAUUUUUAAUAUCGUUUAAUUUUGGAUCAAACUAUAUGUUUUAUGUGAUAAGUUUUUUGCCUUAUGCUUA